AUGCGUUUGAAUGUGCGUUGGGAUGAUGAGGGCACUCGAUCGGUGACGACGGCCGAUCUUGAGUCGAGCAAUCAAGCCGUGGUACCGGCUUGUGGUCGUCAUUUACAGAGUCGGAACGCUGAGGAUGGCACCUCUGAGGAUAUUCUCAUCGUGAAACUCCGACGCGGUCAGGAAAUUCGAAUGAAAUGUUUCGCUAAAAAGGUUUUCCUCCAAUAUUGA
This is a messenger RNA of Anisakis simplex (herring worm), 219 nucleotides long. The record is from the annotation of a GenBank genome assembly. Lineage: Eukaryota; Metazoa; Nematoda; Chromadorea; Rhabditida; Anisakidae.